UGCCUGAUCAAAAAACAAACCAAAAACAAACCAACAAACAAACAAAACAUGUUGAUUGUGAAGUGUUUCAUUUUGUGGAAAAUUUGGUAUUUUGUUUAGCAGAAACCGGAGAAUGGAGGCAUCGGCUCAAGCACAAACUUAUCAGCUGAAACAGACCAGCGGCAAGAAAAAGCAGCAGGUCUACAGUGGGGACAUAGUGUUCGCCAAGCACGGAUCCGUUCAGACUGUACCCUCCCUGACCAAACUGCUGAAAACUGUCACAGACCCAGUUCUUGGCCUACACUAUGUAUGGGAGUAUCGCAGCCCCAGCAAGUCAGUCCCUCCUCAUUACCAGUGUAGACUGUGUAAGGUGCAGCAGCUACAGAAUGAAAUGGUGGCUCAUAUUACUGGUUGGAAACAUUGUUUCAGAUACUUGAAACACAUUCACCCAGAAAAAGUGUCCCACAAAGAAGAGGAAGUAAAACAGGGCCCAGACACCAAAAGAGCACUUAGAGCGAUUGCCUCUGAGGUGGAGAAAGCUGAGGGCAGAGGUCAACUCAAGGUUGUCAUUAGGGAACCUGGUGAUGUACCAGUCUUUCAGAACAUGAAGUCUGCAUUUCCCAAUGCGGGAGGACCAGGUGCUAAAAGUCUGCUUGGACCAGUUCCCGGAGGUUUUUACCCAGGUGGACCUUUUGGUGGUGGCUUUUCACACACCCCUUUCCCAGAAGAGUUCCCAAGUCGGGGUGGCAUGAUGACAGAUUUUCCUUCCAACAUGCAUGGUGGUCGACCCACGAGUGGACUCUCUGGCUCUGUCCACUAUGACAGGAUGAGAGGAGGUCCACAGAGCAUGCAGCAUUUACCCACCAGCAGAUCCAUGCACAUGGGCUCAGACAAAUUUGGGAUGGGUCCACGAAGCGAGGACAUGGGCAGAGCUUACCCUGAUAAUCUACCAAUGAACGGCAGUGAUGGCAUGAUGAGAGCUAAAGGCCAAGAGUCCAGCAGCACCCUCACAACACUUCUCCGACAUCUGGAUGAAUUCCGCAUUGACUGUGAAGAUGAUGCUCAGAUAGUGCUGAAGAUCACACAAAAGCUCACAGACACCUUGAUGGAAUACCGCAUCAGAACUAUCUCCUCGGGAUCUAGGAUGGAUUCUUCCCACCUGCCACUAAGCUCUGACAGAUUCUCCGACAGUCCUUCAAGAUUCUAUAACUGAACAGCCCAUGUGAUGAUGUCCUACAUAUUUUCAUUUUCUUCAUGUGGCAACUUUUUUAAUGUACAGUCCUCUCCUAAAGUAUUAGAAAACAAGGCAAAUUAUUAUUAUUAUUAUUUAUUUAUUUAUUUUGGAUAUAUACUGAAGACAUUUGGGUUUGAGAUCAAAAGAUGUGUUAAAUAAUUUAGAAAGUGUCACCUUUGGUGGCAGACCACUAAGUUGUUAGGUGAGCAAAAGCAUUGGAACAGAUGGUCUUAAAAUAAACAACACUUAAUAUUU
Messenger RNA from Ictalurus furcatus (blue catfish), 1468 nucleotides. RefSeq lists its product as uncharacterized. The transcript has 13 exons. Gene Ontology annotation, molecular function: single-stranded RNA binding; double-stranded RNA binding. Lineage: Eukaryota; Metazoa; Chordata; Actinopteri; Siluriformes; Ictaluridae. The record is from RefSeq and is a predicted model, not a curated record. Gene Ontology annotation, cellular component: precatalytic spliceosome. Bases 113 to 1192 code for a protein of 359 amino acids.